CCUUAUUCGUAGUUCACUUGGAAGGGGCGAGGGUGGUAGGCACGGGAAUAUGGAGGAUCGCAUAGGUGCAACCACAUGUUUCCAUCUAGUGCGUAGAUGGCAACCCUCAACUUGCUCUAGAAGAGCGGUAGGAACACUGAAGCGCUCGAGCUGCAGCUUUCAAGACAGGAGAAGCACCAAAGUCGACGGGGACUACUGCAAGGCACCAUCUGGGAGAUGAUCACAGCAUGCAGUAGUCACUCUGGUUGUAAGAGUCAGAAUGCCACACCCAAUUCUCUAGUAUUCUUGGUUCCCGUCCUGUUCUUGUUACUAAAUGCAUUCGUCCAGACUAUCUUAGUCUUGCUUGAGGCUAGAUUAGAAGGGAGGCGUUGCGAUGCAAGUUUAGUCAUCUCAUCCGGUGUAUUAUUCUUUCACCUUGGACGGUAAAGAGGCGAGUUGUUGCCUUCGCCUCGCCAAGCCUCAAGGUCCAAGGAUGAAUGUAGUAUACCUGGACCUGGUAGUUAAUUCUUCAACGACAGAACUUUGCCUGACAGGCAAACAGACAGCGCGGCACGGUAGCGCGGCUCGUUUGCUGACUGACGGCUCGACCGUAUGCACUGACUGGGUCCAAAGUCAAGAUCGUCGAAACACGAAAAGGGCGAAGCAGUCCAGUCCAUUCCAGACUUUUCGCGCUUUGCCGAACGUCGUUGCUCUCCCUUUCUUUUUUGGGACGUUAGGCGGCCUCCAAUCAGGACAUGUCGAACCUUGGAUUCGGAGACGGGACUUGGGUGUAGUGGUGAUCCAUCGGCGGCCAUCUUUUGCGACCCUCGCUUUCUGUCGCCCGAGGGGCCUUGGUGGCGGCCACUUAGAUCCCUCGCAUACCCUCGCGGAGAUAGAUACGUCACGGUGCGGCGCAACCCUGCCUGAUCGCAUUGGCUACGCCGCAUUUCCCAGGGCCUGCGUUUUCGGAUGCUCACCUCGUGAGCGAGAGAGUCCAGUACCUUGGUGCGGGAGAAGACAGAAUUGGUCCAUCUGCCCCCUGUCGACGAUUCUGAGUGCAGGGGUUACGAGAGCGCAGUCAUUCCUAAAGUAGACUAACGCCGAAGAGGGAUGGGCAAGGGGGGAUUUUCAAGAGUCAAGACCAAGACCUGCAACGACUGGGGACUGGACUGCUAUGGUGUCGCCGCC
This is a messenger RNA of Colletotrichum acutatum, 1167 nucleotides long. RefSeq lists its product as uncharacterized. NCBI's taxonomy places the organism in Eukaryota, Fungi, Ascomycota, Sordariomycetes, Glomerellales, Glomerellaceae. The transcript has a single exon. The record is from RefSeq and is a predicted model, not a curated record. Bases 473 to 1072 code for a protein of 199 amino acids.